Messenger RNA from Aphanomyces invadans, 713 nucleotides. RefSeq lists its product as hypothetical. Gene Ontology annotation, cellular component: RNA polymerase I complex; RNA polymerase II, core complex; RNA polymerase III complex. NCBI's taxonomy places the organism in Eukaryota, Oomycota, Saprolegniomycetes, Saprolegniales, Verrucalvaceae. The transcript has 2 exons. Gene Ontology annotation, biological process: DNA-templated transcription. The coding region runs from base 42 to 473 and encodes 143 amino acids. Gene Ontology annotation, molecular function: DNA-directed RNA polymerase activity. The record is from RefSeq and is a predicted model, not a curated record.
GCAGUGGCUUGGACACGAGCCAAAACCAGACGACCAACACGAUGGCGACGACGCAAAUGUUCGAGGACAUCUUCGAGAUCAAGCAGCUCAACCCGGAAGGCAAGAAGUUUGAGCGCGUCACGCGCCUCAUGUGCAAGGGUGUGUCGUACGAACUUGAACUCAUGCUCGACAUCAACUCGGAAGUGUUCCCGAUGAAGGUGCAUGAACAGUUUACGUUUGCCCUCGUGAGCACCCUCGAUUUGGAAGGGAAGCCAGAUGACGGCAUCUUUGACCAAACCGGCAAGCCCACGCUUCUGGACCGAUACGACUACGGCAUGUACGGCAAGGUGUUUCAGUACGACCACGAAGGCGGCAACAUGGUUGCAAUCUAUGCUAGUUUUGGCGGGCUCCUCAUGUGCUUGCGAGGCGACCAAGCGCAUUUGCGCAACAUCCACAAUGGCUCCCGCGUAUAUUGCCUCAUGCGCCGCCAGUAAACCUUUCGUCCACUACAAAGGACGACUCUAAUGCUGCUAUGUACUACCCCCAUCCUAUUCCGAUUCAAUGCCCGUGGCACCAUGUGCUAGGCACAAGUAGAAAGCGUGGCUCUCUCCACGACGUCUCACUUCUCACGUGGUUAAAUAGCAUUGCGCCAACCAUACACGGGCUUCGUCAUCGCAGUUGUCUUGGGCACGGGUCGUGCAUCACGAGUGUGGCAAGAUUGUCGACAGGUCAAA